GGAGGAGACGGAGGAGACGGAGACGGAGACGGGAGGGGAGGGCAGAAGAUGGCGACUUCGAACAAUCCGCGGAAAUUCAGUGAGAAGAUCGCGCUGCACAACCAGAAGCAGGCGGAGGAGACGGCUGCCUUCGAGGAGGUGAUGAAGGACCUGAGCCUGACGCGGGCCGCUCGGUUACAGUUACAGAAAACACAGUAUCUGCAGUUGGGACAAAGCCGUGGCCAGUAUUAUGGAGGGUCCCUGCCCAACGUGAACCAGAUUGGGAAUAGUUCCAUGGACCUGCCCUUCCAGCGCGGCGGAGUUCUGGGAGAGACCUUGGGAGCAACUUCUGUCUCUUUGACUCCCUUUCAGUCAUCGGGAUUGGACACAAGUCGGACGACUCGGCAUCACGGGCUGGUGGACAGAGUGUACCGGGAUCGCAACCGGCUCGGCUCCCCCCACCGCCGCCCCCUGUCGGUGGAUAAGCACGGGAGGCAGGUGGACAGCUGUCCCUAUGGCACCGUGUAUCUGUCGCCUCCGUCGGACACCAGCUGGAGAAGGACCAAUUCUGAUUCUGCCCUGCAUCAGAGCACGAUGACCCCCACGCAGCAAGAGUCCUUUGCAGGAGGGUCUCAGGAUAUGCAGCAAAAACGAGUCCUAUUGUUAACAGUCCCGGGAAUGGAAGAAACCACAUCGGACACAGACAAAAAUCUCUCGAAACAAGCAUGGGACACGAAGAAGACAGGAUCAUCAAGGCCUAAAUCCUGUGAAGUCCCAGGAAUCAACAUCUUCCCAUCAACUGACCAGGAGAACACUACAACCUUGAUCCCCGCGGCUCAUAACACAGGAGGCUCUCUGCCCGACCUGACAAACAUCCAUUUCCCCUCCCCUCUCCCAACACCCCUGGAUCCCGAGGAGUCCACUUUCCCGGCCCUGAGCAGCUCCAACAGCACUGGUAAUCUUGCCGCCAACUUGACCCACCUGGGCAUCAGCACUGCCAAUCAGGGGAUGACGACGACUCAAGGGUCCUCACCACAGCAUCGCCAGCCCACCGUCAGUCCCCUCUCCUUGAAUGCGGAGGCGAGACGCCAACAGACCCAGCAGAUGUCUCCCACGCUGUCACCUCUGUCGCCAAUUACUCAGGCUGUGGCUAUGGAUGCAUUGUCCCUUGAGCAGCAGCAGCAGCAGCUUCCCUACUCAUUUUUCACCCAGACGAGUUCGCAGCAGCAGCAGCAAUCUCAGCAGCAGACCCAGGUGCCAAGCGGCCUGUCCCAGAACACCCCCUUAUUGCAGAGCUCUGGUUUACAGCGGGGGACGCAGCUUCCCCCUCUCUCAGUCACGGUACCAUCUACAAUCCCCCAGUCCCCUCCAGGCAACCAGACUCAGCCUUCGAUGGGAAUAGACAUCACCUCGGCUUCACUCCAGCAGUACCGCAGUAAUGCUGGAUCCCCAGCCAACCAGUCUCCCACCUCUCCUGUCUCCAAUCAAGGCUUCUCUCCUGGCAGCUCCCCUCAACAUUCUUCCAUUCUGGGCAGCGUAUUUGGUGAUUCCUUUUAUGAUCAGCAGAUGACAGCGAGGCAGGCCAAUGCCCUGUCCCAUCAGCUGGAACAGUUUAAUAUGAUAGAAAAUGCCAUCAGCUCCAACAGCCUGUACAGCCCGUGCUCCACGCUUAACUACUCCCAGGCCGCCAUGAUGGGUCUGACGGGGAGUCAUGGCAACCUGCAGGACUCUCAGCAGCUAAACUAUUCGAGCCACGGAAACAUCCCCAACAUCAUCCUUACAGAUGACUUGACUCUCCUAUUCCUGCUCUUUUCCCCUUUCAAGACCAGCUGCUAUUCCAGCCUACUAUCCGGGCUCCCCCACGGUAAGUCUUGGAUGUUCCUUUUGGGAUGUGUGGGCCAGGCUGGGCGGUACUACUGCCCCUCUCUCCCCCUGCACCCGGUCCCCACACCACCCCCAGGGCUGUCUGAUCUCUUGGCCUCUGGGCUCAGUGGGAGAUUGGGCUAUCUAUCACCUCCCUUUGGCCUCUACUGCCAACAGAAUCUCUGGGGAGACAACAGCCCAGCCCCAAGUUGAUCCUGGAAGGGCCAAGGGCCUGUGGAAGGGGGGCGGGAGACCCAGAUCAUGUCCCACCCUCUUCCCUGCAAGGAAGGUGUUCCCAAAUCCAGAGACCACCCAACCUUUGGGGGAUAUUGGAUUGUGGGGAUUGACAGGGUGAGAGUGCAGGUUGUUUACCUUGGGCACUUGUCUUGAGGGGCAGAGAGGGCUCCCCAGGGCUUCUCUGUACAGAGAGAGUGAGAGACAGACAAAGAGGGAGAGGGAAAAAAAGAGAAGGAGCCUCUGCCAUGCACCGGGGCAGCUGAGGCCCAGGCACUGCAAGGUGGGCUGUCCUGUGGGGCACCAUCCAGUUCGACGCUAGCAAAGACACAGGCCCUACUAUGAGCUCUGUGACUCAUGGAGCUUCUCUGCCGAGAGACACCAUGUUGGAGUGAGGCCGGGCCCUCUGAUUCCUACUUAAGGGACCCUCUGGUCCCGUAUAAAUCCAUGGUGUCAUUGUGGCACCACGAGGCCAGGCCUGGAGGGUAGGGGACAGGGGUGGUGGAGAGGGAAGGAUGGUUUUGGGUGGAGAGGAAGCAAUUUCCCUCCCCCUCCCUGUGGCCAGCACCUGGCACCCAGGCCCGUCUUGGAUCCUUAGAUGGGGACUGGUGGUUCUCCAACAGUAACCCUGCUCCCCGAGGAGGGGGGCUUAGUCCAGUGGGUUGGCCUGACGUAUCUCCGGUGGGUUGGCCUGACGUAUCUGGCUUCUUAUCCCAUGGCCCCGGCUCCUGCUCCUGAUCUGCAACCCCUUCCCUGGGGACUCAGCAGGUGAGCUCUCUGGGUCAGACAAGGGCAUUGGAUCUCCCAAGUCCUCAAGAGGCGAGCAGGUGGGUGAAUAGGCCUGUUCCUCUUCUUCCUGGCCCUGCUGGAGCGAGGGACCCAACCCGACUUCUCCUGGUGUCGGUGUCGGGCUGUCUCUGCCCAGAUUCCUCCCUUGAGCCUCUUUCUCCUCGUGACUCUGGGGUUGGGGGAGGCCAGACCCUGUAGUUCUGUGGCCUAGAGCUGGACUCUGGACACUUGGCCAACCUUCCCUCUAGGCCCUUGAAAGAAGCAAGGGGAGGCUCCCUAGGCAGUGUCAACCUGUUUGCGUUUCCCUUGGUUUACACUUUCUCCCCACCAGGAAACCAGAUGGUAUCUCUGGGCUUUCCAUCUCCUGAGGAUUUUUCUCACUCUUCUAGUCUCCUCCUUCACUCCUGUUCCCCCCGCAGGCACCCAGCCUACCUCCCGCCUCCUCCCCCCGCGUCCCCCCCCACCCACACCUUGGGUUUGGGGGUUAACUCAACAUCUGAAGGGGGCAGUUGCGAAAAUCCAACCCCGUUGUGUUCACGGCAGGAAUCAGCCCACCACUUCUUCCAUCCCAACCUGGGCACUGUUCUCACUUACCUUGCUGCCUUAUUUGGAGGCUCCGUGCCUUGGGUCUGGGCCUCCCAGCACGGGGGAUGGCAGAUGAGGCGAGAGCAGGGGCUGGAAGAAUCUAGUUCUUGGUUUGGCUUCCCUGCCCCUUCUGUGCAUCUCCUUCCCUCCCCCAGCUCUCUCCGCCCCCCGCCCUCUCUCCCUCUGUCUUCUCUUUGUGUCGGCGGCGCGUUAGCUAGUCAGCUCGUCAACUCGUCUCUGGGAUCUAGAGGCAGAGAAAGUGGACAGUGGCCGCACGAAGCGACUGUGAUCUCAGGGAAGAGGACGGCGCCCUUCGCGCCCGGCUGGGGGUCUGGGAGCCGCACCCACCCCGGCCAGUGGCGCCGGGAGGUGGUGGCCGGUGGGGAGACGCACAGUGAACCAGGACAGGGUGACCUCCCCUCCCCGAAACUGUGACCGCUUCGCCCCAUUGAGACAAGGGGGUGGUGCUCGACUCCCUGGGCUCACGUUUGUUGGUACCGAGGGGGAACCGUGGCAGGAGGGAGCACUUAUUUUCCCAUUAUCUGGGCUUCUCCCACACGCUGCCUGCUCGGAGUCAGGAGUGGGCUGCCGAGUUGGGGACAUUAUCAUAAUCCCCUGGAACAGCACGAAGAGCUGGUUACCGAGUUAAAAUCAAAAACUCCCCCGCAGCAGCCUACCAGGGACUUGCUGCCAGGCUGCAGAGGCGCCUGGUCCCCAGGGCUUGGCACGGGGGAGGGGACCAGGGCAACCGUUCCGUCUGUCCCCCCAGGUGGGCCGGAGGGCAGGCGUCCAGCCUUGAUCGCCUCCGGGUGCCUCAGCCAGCACCCCUAUAGCUCGAAGGCUCCCGCCCUUUGCCGAGCCCCUGGUCGGAGGGGGCGCCUGGUCUCCCAGGCAGCUGUCGGAGCCAGAGUUUCGCAGCGAAGGCGUGGGCCGGCCGGCCCGGCCAUCGACUCGGCCCUGCCAGAGCAGGGGGACUGAGCUAGGAAAGGAUAGCCGGGCUUGGGGCCCCCAUUUCCCUGGGGGUCGGCAGGGUUCAGCUGCUGGCUUUUGAGCAGACCUGGGGGUGGGAAAGGGGGGUCUCGGGAGGCAGGCCGUAGUUGGCUCUGGUGAAGCUCUCACCCCAGCUAUUGUUCUGCCGUUAAGGGAGUUGAGUCGUUGGCCCCACCUCCUUUAACUUCAAAGAAAGCCAGCCCUGGAUUCUCCCCAGCUCCAGCUCUGGAGCCAGCGUGGAUAAUUGGAAUCCACAGAGAAUCCCAAACCCUCCUUUUUUAGCUAAUCCUUUCAACUUCCCUACCAACCAUUUUCCCAAGGAGUAAACCAGUAAACCAGAGUUUGAUCUUCUCUCUCUUCCCUUGCUCACCCUCUUGAACAAGGUGGUGCUAACUAGCGGAGAAGUGGCAAGGGGAGCUGGAGGGAGGAAGAGAAAGGGCCCAGGGUCGGUGAUCGACGAAGUGGGAUACCUCCCAAAGUGGGAUACUCCCGAGAGUAAGGGGAGAGCAGAGCAGAGCGCGGCGAGGGGAUUGGCCUCUUUACCACUACACUCCUGGGGGUGGGAGGGACCUGGGGCAGGGCGGCUGAGGGAGCCCGCCCCCGCGGGGUCCCAAGCAGGAGAGCGCUGGCCGUCCCCACGGGCUCGACCCGGAGGUGAGGGGGCGGCUUUCCUGCCUCCCACUUGGACUAGGGUGGUAAUUUAGAUACCCUCUGUGCCAUGGGACCCGCUGGAAAGCUAUCGCUCGAAGAAAGGGCGAUCGAGGACUGGAGUCAGGGGUGCAGAUGUCUCUGUGGCGGGAGGAGUGUUAGACACAGCUGGACAUUGAGGGGGAGGGAGGGGGUAUUGAUUCUGAGGCAGGCUAGGGAGUGGAGAGGGAGGAGCUGGGUCUCCUCCAUGGGGUCAAGGUCACCCCCCUCGUCCCCUUUAAUCUGGGGACUCCUGGGGAUUCUUUCCUCAGAGCUGCUCUCCAGGGAAUCAGGGCUCCUUUUGCUGCCAGUCCCCCACAGCACAUCCGCUCAAGUAUUCUAAUCUCUGGGUCUGGGAAGGGGACCCAGAGCCGAGAUGGUCUCUGGGGCCUGAACCUCUUUCUCUCCCCUAGGGUUUCACCCUGGCACCAACCCCCCUUAAGCCCUCAACAGCCAGGCUCUGGGAAAUGGGGCGGGGGGGGGGGGCGGGGGUCGAGACGGGGUUUGGGAGUGGGGGGCCGCUGCCUUACGGAAUCCUUUCUCUCUGGUCAGUUCUGGCUGGGCCCUAGGGCGACGAGGGGCAGUCCGGGAGAGAGGGAUGAAAAAAACAAAAUGUUGAAAGUUUAAAACAAAAAAAAAAAACCCACAAAAAAUGAGUUUCCAAACCAGUUCAGUGGUGCGGCCAGGGGAGGCAGCUUCUCACAGACAUGGCAGCUAAUGAAGACCUCUCUGUCGCUUUACUGGAGGUUGAGCCUAGUGGAUUUAUGCAUUUUGAUAGGAAGUCUUUACUGUUCUUUCAAAGCUCAACUUUUCUAUUCCAAUAACGACUUGUGGAUGAUCUCACUGAUAUAUGCAAAUCCUGUAUGCCGCCCCCGCCCCGGGCCCCCUGCUGCGCCCGGGAAGGACAACUUCCCUUCAGCCUAGAGGUUUCUAGAUUGUGCUUUUCGAUAGGUAGAAGUGGAAAUUUUUGAAGUUGGCUUUCAAUGUUUGCAACCUGAGACAUGUGAAACGAGCAGCCAAUUCAAUGUACUGUACAUUCUUUUCGAUCUUUUUUCCUUUUUCGUGUGGAGGCUUUGUCUUUGUACCUUUGCAUUAUUUGUAAAUGAAAUGUAAUAAAAUUCAAAUGUUUUCGUCUUU
This is a messenger RNA of Ornithorhynchus anatinus (platypus), 6264 nucleotides long. It is a transcript of the gene CRTC1, whose product is annotated as CREB regulated transcription coactivator 1. Gene Ontology annotation, biological process: protein homotetramerization; positive regulation of transcription by RNA polymerase II. Gene Ontology annotation, cellular component: cytoplasm; nucleus. NCBI's taxonomy places the organism in Eukaryota, Metazoa, Chordata, Mammalia, Monotremata, Ornithorhynchidae. Bases 49 to 2055 code for a protein of 668 amino acids. Gene Ontology annotation, molecular function: cAMP response element binding protein binding. The record is from RefSeq and is a predicted model, not a curated record. The transcript is spliced from 15 exons.